Funneliformis geosporum is the source of this 287-nucleotide messenger RNA. The record is from the annotation of a GenBank genome assembly. NCBI's taxonomy places the organism in Eukaryota, Fungi, Glomeromycota, Glomeromycetes, Glomerales, Glomeraceae.
UUAAAAGGGCAAUUUAUAAUGCUUUAUUUGAUUAUUUUAAUACACCACCUAAAGCUGCUUUGCUUGCAAGCCUUUUAGAUUCAAGAUUUAAGAAGAUGCGUGGAUGGCCUGAAGAAGUACGACAAAAUGCAAUAUUAUUACUUAAAGAAGAAUAUUUAUUAUUAAAAGAUAAAGAAAUUACUACAAUUAAAGAAAAUACAAGGGAUACAAGAUUUACUUUUCAAACAGGAAGAUUUAAAUCACGAUUAUUUGGAUUUGAAGAAGUAGAUGAAAUAAAUAAUGUUUAA